CCUCGCUACUCUCAGCUCCGCCCCCAGUGAGUCAGGCCACGGGCCGGCUGUAAGCGCAAGUGACUCGUUUCCUCUUCAUAACACAGGAGCCGCAGUGACAGGCCUGAGCUGUUACCCUGCGUUCCCGGAGCGACCCCGCCGUACCUGAGACCUUCUGAGCCAACACUUCCCUCGUUCCCUACCCGCCGUUCUGCUGCUUCCCUUCCCUCCCAUGGCGCUGAAAAGAAUACAGAAAGAAUUAACAGAUUUGCAGCGGGACCCUCCAGCCCAGUGCUCAGCAGGACCAGUAGGAGAUGAUAUGUUUCACUGGCAGGCCACAAUUAUGGGACCACCUGACAGUCCAUAUCAAGGUGGAGUCUUCUUUCUCACAAUUCAGUUCCCAACAGACUAUCCAUUCAAACCACCAAAGGUUGCAUUUACAACAAAAAUAUACCAUCCUAACAUAAACAGCAAUGGAAGUAUUUGUCUUGACAUUCUGCGAUCACAGUGGUCUCCAGCAUUGACUGUUUCAAAAGUUUUGUUGUCCAUAUGCUCCUUACUCUGUGACCCAAACCCAGAUGACCCUUUAGUACCAGACAUUGCACAGACCUACAAGACAGACAAGGAUAAGUACAACAGAAUAGCAAGAGAAUGGACUCAGAAAUAUGCAAUGUAAACUUGUGAAACUAUAAUUUCGUAUAAUCAUGUACUGUAAAUUCUAGUUUUUGUUUUUUUGGGUUGGGUUUUUUUUUUUUUCUUUUCCGAAGAUGACAAACUGGGCACAGCUUUCUGUUCAGAGACCAAUAAAUCACAUAUAAGUUUUUGAUUUUUAGACCUCUAAGUACUUCAAAGUAGAAUUCCAAAAGAGCCGAGAU
This is a messenger RNA of Nanorana parkeri, 854 nucleotides long. It is a transcript of the gene UBE2D1, whose product is annotated as ubiquitin conjugating enzyme E2 D1. Gene Ontology annotation, cellular component: nucleus. The transcript has 7 exons. Gene Ontology annotation, biological process: protein polyubiquitination; ubiquitin-dependent protein catabolic process. NCBI's taxonomy places the organism in Eukaryota, Metazoa, Chordata, Amphibia, Anura, Dicroglossidae. The coding region runs from base 212 to 655 and encodes 147 amino acids. Gene Ontology annotation, molecular function: ubiquitin conjugating enzyme activity. The record is from RefSeq and is a predicted model, not a curated record.